CAAAACUCCCGUACAACUUUUAGCCCGGAUUAACGUAAUGGGAAAAGACAAGGGAGUCAAGAGACGACAUGCAGGCCUUGCAGACCAAUUAAUGCAAGAAGAUCGUGUUAAGCCUUUGAAACGAGCAAAGCCUAGUCAAAGAAAGCAGGAAAAGAAUGACUCUGAUUUUGUAGAAGGAAAGCUUUCAGUUAGAAUUCUAGAUCAGGCUCGUCAACAACAGGAUGAAUUGGAAGAAGAGUUUGGAUUGUGUGUAUCAAACAAGAAGAAGCACAGAGCACUUCUUUCUGGCAGUUCUGAGGCAGAUGCAGCAGCAAUUUCGGAUGACGAAGACCAGGAUAGUACAAAUGAGGAUGACUUCUACGAGCAUUUAGAGAUAAAUGAAGAAGAUGAGAAAGUGUUGGAGUCAUUUAUGCCUCAAGAAAUGACGGAGAGGAAAACACUUGCUGAUGCAAUAAUGGAAAAAAUCAGGGAUAAGGAAACAGAGUUGGCAUCUCACUUGUCAGAAAUAUCAAUAGUCAGAGGGCAUUCAAUAGAUGAGAGAGUUGUCCAUGUGUACAAAGGAGUUGGUCAAAUAUUAGCUAACUACAGAAGUGGUAAACUUCCUAAAGCCUUCAAAUUUAUUCCAUCUUUGGCCAAUUGGGAAGAGGUUCUGCAUUUGACUGAUCCGGACAAGUGGACAGCUGCAUCCAUGUAUCAAGGCACUCGAAUAUUUGCUUCCAACCUCAAUGGGAAGAUGGCACAAAGAUUUUACAACUUGGUACUCCUUCCUCGAAUUCGUGAUGAUAUCGCUGAAUAUAAGAAGUUGAAUCCUCAUCUAUACAUGGCUUUGAAGAAGGCAUUAUUCAAACCGGCAGCAUUCUUUAAGGGCAUUCUGCUGCCUCUUUGCGAGUCAGGUACUUGUACCCUAAGAGAGGCUGUUAUUAUUGGAAGUGUACUAAGUAAAACCAGCAUUCCUGUACUUCAUUCUGCUGCAGCUCUUCUUAAAAUAGCAGAAAUGGACUAUUCAGGUGCCAACAGCAUUUUUAUGCGAAUUUUACUUGACAAGAAAUAUGCUCUGCCAUUCAGAGUAGUAGAUGCAGUUGUUUAUCAUUUCCUAAGGUUUGUAGGUGACUCUAGGACUCUGCCAGUCCUCUGGCAUCAGUGUUUUCUCACUUUUGUACAACGAUAUAAGUUAGAUAUCUCUGCCGACCAAAAGGAAGCAUUGUUAGAUGUACUCAAAGCCCAUACACAUGAAAAAAUAACUCCAGAAAUCAGACGUGAAAUAGUAAAUUCUACAUCAAGAUCACGGAAAGAUGACAAGGUCACUAUGGAGACUUAAGAAACUGAUUAUGUAUUACAAAGUACAACUAUAAUACUAAAUUUUAAGAGUUUCUG
Messenger RNA from Corticium candelabrum, 1374 nucleotides. RefSeq names its product bystin-like. NCBI's taxonomy places the organism in Eukaryota, Metazoa, Porifera, Homoscleromorpha, Homosclerophorida, Plakinidae. The record is from RefSeq and is a predicted model, not a curated record. The transcript is spliced from 11 exons. Gene Ontology annotation, molecular function: snoRNA binding. Gene Ontology annotation, cellular component: nucleolus; preribosome, small subunit precursor; cytoplasm. Gene Ontology annotation, biological process: rRNA processing. Bases 38 to 1318 code for a protein of 426 amino acids.